UUCAAAGCGACGACUUCCGGUUUCUCUCAGGACAUGUUUCAUUGUACGAUGUACAUUGUUGAAAUGAGCUCGACUGUUGCUCGGUAGUUCGCAGCGCAUCAGAUCUGCAGUUUCCGCGGGACACGUUCGGUUCUGCGCGCGGGACCGAGUUCGGCUGCUCUAGUGGUGAAGUCGCGGGAUCUUUAGCGAAGUGUUGCGGAGAUUCUCCGUUCGCGGCGCGUUCAUCUCCUCAGAGCGUUUCGAGUUCGGCUUUAAGCUGCGGUUGAAGUCGCCUGCGCGCCGCUUCUGCCUGUUAGUACCCGGUAUGAACGGGUUCAGCACGGAAGAGGACAGCCACGACGGCCCGCCCGCCCCGCCGUUCUUCGGGCAGAGCUGCUGUCUGAUCGAGGACGGAGAGCGCUGCGGCCGCGCGGCUGGAAACGCCUCCUUCAGCAAGCGCAUCCAGAAGAGCAUUUCUCAGAGGAAACUCAAGCUGGACAUCGACAAGAGUGUUCGGCAUUUGUACAUCUGUGACUUCCACAAGAACUUCAUCCAGAGCGUCCGCAACAAACGCAAGAGGAAGACCAGCGAUGACGGCGGAGAGUCACCUGAUCAUGAUGUCGAAGUCCCAGAGGUGGAUCUGUUCCAGCUGCAGGUCAACACACUGAGACGCUACAAGAGGCACUACAAAAUCCAGACCAGACCUGGACUCAACAAAGCCCAGCUAGCAGAGACUGUGAGCCGUCACUUCCGGAAUAUUCCAGUCAAUGAAAAGGAAACGCUCACAUACUUUAUUUAUAUGGUGAAGAGCAGUAAAAGCCGGCUGGACCAGAAAUCAGAGGGGAGCAAACAAGUGGAAUAAAGUCCCUCGCUCGCAGCGGCCCGAUACACGCGUCUCAACUCGGCCAAACGUCAUUAUUUAUGACCUGCAGAUGUUAGCUGGCUUUAAAAUUCCUGUUUGAAUGCUUACUGUGCAGACGUUGUGUGUUUGUACAUAUGUCCAACAUCAGGUGACAUAUGGGAGUCACUGCAAUCAAGUGCGGAGGAUGAUGAUGAUGGGUAACGACUUCAACUUCUGUGCCAAACCGCAAAGUACCACCAAUAAACCACCGCCGGUUGAGUGACGACACAUCUGAUGUUCAAAUAUCACAGUGAGGACCUGAAUGAAACCAUGAUAGACACUGAAUGACUGCAGAUUUGAGCUCUGUGUCCAAUGUUUUGUGGUGUUCACACUCAUACUAAUGCAAAAAACUCCCAGAACAGCCGGAGCGUUUCCUUCGUACUGCGAUUUAUGAUUUUUUUUUUUUUUAUUUGUUUCUUUGUUUGUUUUCAAUUAAUUUCUUCUGCUUUCACCUCCAUGUCUCUGCUUUUAUAUGACUGCUCUAUAUAGCAUUUUUUGUAGAUUGUAAUGUUAGUUUUCUUCCUUUCUUUGUUUGAAAUAAUCAGAGUAAAUACAUUUCUUGUGGCACUACUAAUAUUUUCGUUUAUUGCAUUCCACCUGUGGCGUCUCACCUGAUCAUUAGACUACGGUAAAGCUGAUAUCACAUGACGUGUGUGUAUACACACGUGUACAUACAUACAUGCAUACAUACAGCAUGUCCCACAUCCAGAGGUAAGUUGUAAGUCUAAUCAUCGGGGAAUAUGUAAGUGAUUCCCAUUUCAAAUAAAGAUAUGAACAUAAAUGAGUUGUUUAUGGGUCAGUGACACGUAAAAACGUGAAAAAUGCAUAAAAACAUCUUUUCACCUGAUUGAUUAAAGGUGCAGUAAGAGAUUUCUGAGAAACGCUGCUGAAAGUGGAUCAGAGUGAGCACCACAACACACUUGUAGCCAAUCAGCAGUAGGGGGCGUAUCCACUCAUGAUGGGGAGGAGAGUGAGUGAGCAAGAGGGAGAUUUGAAGAAAGACUGUAGAAAGAGAGAUGGCUGAGAGACAUCACAAAAGGGGAAAAGCUCAGAUGAAUAUCACUGUAAAAACACAAAAGACGCUCUGCGUGUGGCUUCAUGGACUGCUGUUUGCCAAUGAUUAUUGCCGUUUGUUUUGUUACACGUGCUUCAGACACCGGUCACGCUGAUGGCGUUCCCCAUAGCCCCAAUUUUUCCAGCGUGGCACAAAAAAAAUGGGUUGAACGCAAAUGGAAAGCUUUAAUCUUGACCUUCAUUUAAUGUAAUCAUUUUAUGAAAGUAAAACUUAUAAUAUACGUGUCAUUUUUUUUUUACAUUUAUAUUACUAAGUGCUUGUUAUGAAUUACAAUCCUGUUAUCACAGGGCUCCAGUGACCAGAAUGGUGAAAUAGGCAAAACUUCUGGAAAAAAACUUGCUCAAGGGAAAAUUUAUGAUUGUGGACUAAAAGAUUUUUCUGUUUUAUUAUUAUUAUUAUUAUUAUUAUUACUAUCAUUUUGUGAACCUCACACAUGACGUUUUACCACUUUCAGGGAUAUUUUCUUAAAUAAUAAUUGCUCAUCAUGGCAAAAAUAUUCACAUGCAAAACAAGGCUGUGGAGUUUAUUAAUAUAUAGCAGUAUUUGUCAUUUGAAUCAUCAUAGGAAAUAUUUAAAUGUAGUAAAAACAUUGUCAAUUCCCAAUAUCAGGUUUUCAUUUCUAGAAACAUAAUGUGAAAUUCCUGAUAGAUGAUAAAAAGGUUGCAAAAGAAAUAAAGUGUCAUCAGUAACA
This is a messenger RNA of Ctenopharyngodon idella (grass carp), 2646 nucleotides long. It is a transcript of the gene sap30l, whose product is annotated as sap30-like. The record is from RefSeq and is a predicted model, not a curated record. Gene Ontology annotation, molecular function: protein binding; transcription coregulator activity. Lineage: Eukaryota; Metazoa; Chordata; Actinopteri; Cypriniformes; Xenocyprididae. The transcript has 4 exons. Gene Ontology annotation, cellular component: histone deacetylase complex. Bases 305 to 841 code for a protein of 178 amino acids. Gene Ontology annotation, biological process: regulation of DNA-templated transcription.